Molecule: messenger RNA, 447 nt
Organism: Morchella sextelata
Lineage: Eukaryota; Fungi; Ascomycota; Pezizomycetes; Pezizales; Morchellaceae
Exons: 1
Coding region: 1-447 (148 amino acids)
Source: RefSeq, a predicted model, not a curated record
AUGCCAAAACGCCCAAUAACCUCCUACUUCACCGCGGCCCCUUCAAAGAAGCCCAAGCUCUCACUCCACUCUGACUUACCACCAAGCACCCACCCCACCUACCCAUUCCCAAUCGCCUGUCUCCCGCCCUCGCUCUCAUUAUCGUCCACCAAGCCACCAGACAAAUCUCCCAACGAAGAAAAAGGGGAAGCCGCGGGAGCCGUAAACGGCGGAACCGGCGCCCAAGAAGCUUCAGAACCCGUAACUGACAAAACCGACACUCAAGAAAUCCCCCCAACACCCAUAACCAACAAACAAGACCUCUCCAUCCUCCACUACCACCCCUUCCUGCACGCACUCCUCGCAAAGGAGCUCUUCCUCUUCCUCCGCAAGGAGCUCCCCUUCUACAGAGUCGAAUACAAGAUCAACAGAGCCGGCGUGGAAACCAACGUCAAGACACCCCGAUAG